GAAUGCGACAGCAUGCAACAGUAUCACUAGCCCCGUUGCCCCGCAUAUCCAUCUAAUGGCUUGUUUGCCUAUCGAACUACCGCAGUAAUCUGAAUCCUACAUCGCUCACCUCCCUUGGAGCUCCUUUCUUCCCAUCUUAGACUCUCCUACUUAGUCGUGAUAAUGGACUCUCCCGUGUCGCCUGACCAUCAGAAAACAAAGCGCACACAGCGCCGCAAGCGAUCAACUCGGGCUUGUCUGUCUUGCAGGUUCCGAAAGGUUCGCUGUGAUGUCUCGAUACGGGGCCAGCCCUGCACCAAUUGCCACCUCGACUGUAAGAACUGUCUGGUAGUUGGGCGCGCUUCCAGGCUAAAUCAUCAGGUACCGAGAAAUGAGACAAGUUGGUCGUCUCAGGAUGACUAUCAGGGGGAUGACCGGCAGCUGUCGGAGCAACUGGAAGACGACGAGGUCAAUGAAAACAAUAACGCCAAUGACCCUGAACCCGCUCCUACAGGCACUGAGGCACUCGAUGACCACCCCGGGUUAUCAUUUCAUACACCCAGUCUCGACCCUGGGAUGCUGACGUUCGGCGAUACUAUCAACGACACGGCAUUCUUUGAAAAUCGCGUCGGCGACAGCGAGACAGAAACCGCAGAGAUACACUCGACGUCAUCUAGAUAUGAUGAUGGUCCACCCGUCAGAGAAACAAGCUCGUCAGAACAAGGAUCUACGCAUAGUCAUAGGAUGACGGCCCCUAACAUUCCAUCUGCCCAGCCCGGGGCGCCGAGGACCAGCACUAAUACUACGGUGCUCUUCCUUCACUACCCGUAUCUGAAGGUCAACAACAUUCACACGAUUGCUCAACAAGAUCUCAACUACAUGGAAGCUCAAGGAUGUUUACACGUCCCAAGUCGACCAAUACUCGACAACUUUGUGGAGCAGUACUUCAGACACCAACAUCCUCUACUUCCACUUCUGAAUGAAGGUGACUUUUGGGAAAUGUAUUCUCUGAAGGAGUCUACAGGUCCUCAGGCCACCAUGUCACUCCUGGUGUUUCAGGCUAUGCUUUUUGCUAGUUGUAACUUCGUAUCUCUUCAUAUCAUCAAGCAACUUGGUUUCUCGAGUCUUAGAACUGCCCGAGCAGAAUUCUAUAGGCGGACAAAGCUGUUGUACGAUCUAGGAUCGGAAACUUCGUCCCUCCCUCUGGCACAAGCAGCCAUUCUCAUGAUGGGCUGGGUACCACCUUCAAACACGACCCUAAACCCUUAUAAGGCAUGGUUGAGCUUAGCCAUUCAGCACGCCAGAAGUAUCAACGCGGAUCGAUACACGGAGAUGCCGGAGCUAAUAGAGAUGACAUCUUCAAAACAACGGAAGUACCAAAAUUCUCUUCACCGCUUAUGGUGGUGUUGCGUCAUCAUGGACCGCAUCUCACCGCUCUGCACGCGCUUUAGUCUCCAUAUCACCCACGACCGUUUCGACUUCAAGAACACGAUCCCUUUAGGGGCGGAACAUCUCCAGGACGACAUAUAUCGGUCAAGCGUAUUCACUCCAGCUACCAAACGGCGCCAAAUUGGCAUUUUCUCAAAGUUCCUUGAACUCAUGAUCCUUUUGACUGAUGUGCUUACCCUGACGUACCCAUUCGAGGAUUCCGUAAAGUCCAAGUCGCGAUUCCUCGAGCACGAAGACCUCGCCUUUGAGAAGUGCGAGGCCUCUUUGAAAGCCUGGUAUGUGAGGGUCUCGGCUCAAUUUCCUCCCUUUGAGAAUGAGCCCAAAGACUCCUACGGGAAGGGCAAUGACCAAGACAAAUCCAUUGUGCUACAGACAAAUCUCAUGUACAUCUACUAUCACACUGCAUCUAUUGCUCUCUGUCACUAUAAGAUACUUCGGCAGUCUCUCACAUCCGAUUCCGUUGGUGGAGAUACAUCAAGACCUGGGCGAAGUCUGAAACUCCAGCAGAGCUCGUUCGAGUUGCAAGAUGCUGCUCAGAAGAUCACAAAAUGCUAUGAGGAGCUUACCCGCCGUCGCUUGGCCCGCUGGCUCCCGAUAUCAGCCGUUGCGUGUAUGGCUACACCAUUGGCACUUCAUACCAUCACAGCAAGGCUCAGUAACGGGUUGGUAGGAGCGGAUUCAACUCCAGCAUCAAAUCAGGAUCGACUGAAAGUAUUAGUUGAGACCAUGAAUGUUUUCUUUCCUCAGUACUAUGGUGUGGAGUGGAUUAGACAAACAGCGAGACACGUUGCCAAUUUGGCACAGAUUGACAGCCAAUGUCUACUCCAGGCCAGCGGGAAUUCCUUGACAGACUGGAGUCAGAUUCUGAGAAGUCAGCCGAAUAUGUACCUGAGAAUGAUCUGGACAGUUGAUGUUUGCAUCAGCAAGGGCAGACAGCCGGAAGAAUUCGACUUCCCAGCAUGGCUACGCUGCUUGUUGAAGAGGAGCAAAGGAUCAAGAACCAGGCCACGUCGACUUUCAUAUACGACUGAUCAAACAACUAACCAAACGGGUCUCAUCGACGACGACCUGUUGGCUUUUGUUACGGAUCCCAAGCUCUCUGCUGCCGAUGGGGACAUCUUUGGUGAACCAUUACUAGAAAUGUUUGAUCCGCAGAAACUCGGGAUAUCCUACGACCAACAGAGUCGAAAUGGCCUAGCUGUUGAUGGUGGUUCGUCUCAGGGGUGUGUGGAUAGAAUGGAUUGGGACUUAGUUGAAGCUAUGCAUGAUGCGACAGAGAACAUGCUGGAUCGGCUGGGCGCAGACUUCAUGGCUUGAGGUUGCCUAGCGGCAGAACAGUCAAGAUUUGAAUGCUGUAUUACAUAAUGCCACGACUGGCUCAAGUACUGUAAUAUGAUAGAAAUAAUAAAACAGCAAUCUUUAUGAUACA
Molecule: messenger RNA, 2857 nt
Organism: Fusarium redolens
Lineage: Eukaryota; Fungi; Ascomycota; Sordariomycetes; Hypocreales; Nectriaceae
Product: fungal-specific transcription factor domain-containing protein
Exons: 7
Coding region: 163-2745 (860 amino acids)
Biological process (GO): DNA-templated transcription; regulation of DNA-templated transcription
Molecular function (GO): DNA binding; DNA-binding transcription factor activity, RNA polymerase II-specific; zinc ion binding
Source: RefSeq, a predicted model, not a curated record